Molecule: messenger RNA, 1195 nt
Organism: Myripristis murdjan (pinecone soldierfish)
Lineage: Eukaryota; Metazoa; Chordata; Actinopteri; Holocentriformes; Holocentridae
Gene: whr1
Product: winged helix repair factor 1
Exons: 7
Coding region: 186-950 (254 amino acids)
Biological process (GO): positive regulation of Ras protein signal transduction
Source: RefSeq, a predicted model, not a curated record
GUUCAUACCUUCGCCAUCCUAUGAAAAAAACAUUUUGCCCAGGCCGCUAGAGGGUAAGGCUAAGCGGCUAACCGUGACGUUUCCUGCUAACAGAAGAUUUUUGAGUCGCUAGGUGGUUUUGAACUCUAGUGUUUCACAAAACUAAAGCAAUAACAACACUGAUGCAGCCGCUUUAAGUGUCAGAUAUGAACAGGAAAAGGGGUUUGAUUUCAGACACAUUCAUAGUGAAGAAAAGAAGACUUGGUACAGAGAAGUUUGGGUGUAUUGAUGGAGAUGAGGGACCACUGGACAUUAAAUCCACCCUGCAGUAUCUCAUGACACUGUUCCCCAGAAAGCUGUUCAAUGACUCCUUGCCUCAAAUUGUACUGAAGCACCAACUUUACAGCUUGCACAGUGACAAGACUAUGGUGGACCGACAGCUGAGUGAACUGCGGGACAAAGGAGAGCUGUUGAUGUUCCAGCUGGGCUUUGAUUCAGAGGCUUUUGGCCUGGUUUUCUAUUCAGACUACAAGGCCAAAGUGCUGGCGGGCGAGCAGGGCAGAGUGACACAAGGGACAGUGGAGAAGUUUUUGGAAAAAGUCCUGCCUUCUUGCACUGAGCUGAGCUUCAGCAAAGACAAGAUGCUCAAGGAGUUCCUCUUCACAGACUCUGAGAUAACGCAACUGGUGAAGGCAGGGGUCCUGACUGUGAGGGACGCCGGCAGCUGGUGGCUAUCUAUUCCCAACUCAGGCAGAUUUACCAAGUACUUCAUACGAGGUCGUAAAGCGGUGCUUAACAUGAUCAAAAAGGCCAAAUACAGUGAAGUCUUAAAAGCAGACCUAGAGGAGCGGCGAACAAACUCGCAAGUCAAAUUCCAGAUGAAAUACCACGUUCAUGACAUUGUUGGUGCUGAGCUCGUAGACAGUAUACCUACAACUACAGGGACAUUGCUGCGGUUUGUUGAUUCCUGAGCCUUUGCAACAAGACUGACAGAAGACUUGAUGACCUAAUGUAAAUGUGAACGGCAUUAAAAAGAAAGAUGGAAAGAUUGAUAAGCUUUCGUACUGAGAUUGGAAGUGAAUGAAUUUAGUUUUUGGAAUUCCUUCUUUGCCAACUUUAUUAAAAAAAACCUUGUGGGUUUAUAAAUUGCCAUUUAUUUAAAAUACCUUGUCAGGUUUCCUCAGUUAUUGUUAUUAAAAUUUAUAUCAGCAAAUUA